AUGCCACCAAAAAAAGAAGAAAGAAGGCCCCUUGAACCAAUCUUUUCAUAAACCACCUUUCCUUUCUAUUAGUAUCAAACCUAUUAGCAAGAUAAUUUGGAUUAAGUGUCAUAAUUUUUGACAUACUUCAAACCAGAAUUAUUAUAAAUGAUGAAAAACAAUAUUUAAGAUAAUAUGCAGAUAUUGUGUUAAUCCAUCGGAAUCACUCUCCAUCCAACAUUUGUAAAAGUUAUUCAAAGUUUGGACAUAAAUGAUUUCGAUGAAAACAAAAAGUUCAAAAAUCCAGAGGAAUAUGAAAAUGAUCAAACUUCUUAGGUUGUUUUUUUUAAUUCUGUAUAUAAUCAGAUUAAUAUAGGUGAAAGUUGAUAUAAUAACAUUAAAAUUACUUGAAUUUUGUUCAUAUCAGAGUGGAGUUCAAACUCUAAAAUUUUGCAAUAAUGAUUUAGGUUAAGCUGAAUAUUAAAUUAUUUCUUAACUCAUAAGUAAUGCUGAAUGUAAAAUAAAAAAAUUGUACAUUGAUUGGUAAUAAAUUUAACCAUAACUCUUUUAAUCAAAUCAUUUAUUAGAAUAAUUAUAUUUGAGAUCAUGCUAAAUAAGUAUUUUAAUUCUCUUUAUAUAGAGUUACCUUUUAUUGAAAUUCUAUGCUAAAAUAUGAGAAAUUUAAAAGUAUUAGAUUUAUAUGAUAAUUAAUUAUCAAAAGAAGCAUUUAAUUUAAUAGGAACAGCUCUUAAGGAAAAUACAUUUUUAGAAUAGCUAGGAUUAGCAAAAAAUUAGAUAAACUCAUUAGAUUAAUUAUCUGAAAUCAUGCAAAAUGUUGGUAAAUUUUUAAUGAGUUAAGAUGAAUAUGAUGAUUAUCGAAUAAAAGAAAAAGAAAGGGAUUAAAUAAUAGAAAGGAAUAAAAAAGUAAAGAAGAAAGGUACUGAAGAAGUAGUUCCAGUAUUAGAAACAAUCUAACAGUUUGAUAAUAAUUGGUAUAUUAUGAGAAAUUAGAAGUUGUAAUUGUUAAAUUUAUCAUUGAAUUAAAUUGAUGAGAAUUCUUUUGUUUAAAUUGAAAAAUUUUUGAACCAAACUAUUGAAGGGUUUUAAUUAGUGUUAACAAAUAAUAAAUUUGAAGAUUAGAAAGCUCUGUAAAGAUUAAAAAAGAAAUAUAACAAAAAAUUAAUGAUAUGA
Paramecium pentaurelia is the source of this 1170-nucleotide messenger RNA. Lineage: Eukaryota; Ciliophora; Oligohymenophorea; Peniculida; Parameciidae. The record is from the annotation of a GenBank genome assembly.